Messenger RNA from Dictyostelium purpureum, 618 nucleotides. RefSeq lists its product as uncharacterized. Bases 1 to 618 code for a protein of 205 amino acids. The record is from RefSeq and is a predicted model, not a curated record. The transcript is spliced from 2 exons. Lineage: Eukaryota; Evosea; Eumycetozoa; Dictyosteliales; Dictyosteliaceae.
AUGGCAUUAAAUAGUUCAACUAUUCAUUCAUUAGAAUCGUUAACAGUUAGGUUUGGUUAUGAUUCAUUUCGUGUAUAUUUUAAUGAUGACUCAAAUCGUAAUGACAAUGAAGACCACCAAUUAAAUCAAUUAAAACCAUCAAAAUAUUGUGAGUAUGAUUUUUCAAAACUAGUAGAGUUUUCAAUUAAAAUCUCAAGUUUAUCAACUAUAAAUAAAUCAUUAAAAAGAUUAGUAAUCAGAAAGUGUUUAGAUGACCAUAUAGGAGAAUCACCCUCUAACGAUAGACCAGGUUUAUUAAUUAAUCAGCUAAUUCAUAAUUCAACAUUAAAAACACUGGGUCUAGAAUUUUAUGAUAUUCGUAACUGUUCAGAAUUAUCACAAUUAACUCAAAUACCGAAUAUUACAACACUUUAUUGUAGCCCCAAAUCAAUUAAAUAUUUUCUUCAGCACUGCAUCAAUAACCCACACAUAAAGAAACUGGUAGUUGGUAACGAACAGGAGUACAAUGUUGAUACCGAGCUUUAUGAAACAUUUUCAAAUUUCUUUUUGAACAAUCAUUCAUUAAAAACAUUGGUAUUAUUAGAAUACAUUCAUUAUUUUUUCACAAAAACUUUUUAA